AUGAAAGCAAUUUUCAGAAGAUUUUUCAAAAAGCAGCUUGCUCAACUUUCAAGUCAUGAAAUCACGGAACAAUCUAAAACUAUCACUAAUGAUGUUUUAAAUCGAAACGAAUUUUAUAAAAAUUGCACUCAUGUGUGUUGUUAUAUUCCGAUGCAAUCGGGAGCUGAAGUGAAUACGAUGGAUAUUAUUAUGGAUACAUUGAAACAAAGAAAGCAAUUAUUUAUUCCUGUUAUCACCACUGAAAAUGAUCAGAUGGAAAUGGUGCAAGUGAAAGAUGAGUUAGAUUUUGGAACUUUUGAAUUAAAGAGCAAAUAUAAAUUAUUAGAGCCUCCAGAAGAAAGCCUUCCUUAUCGAAAAAACUUGAUGAAUUGUCUUAAUGGCGAGAGUAAAUUACUGGUGAUUGUUCCUGGAUUGGCUUUUGAUUUUAAAAAUCAGAGGUUAGGGCGAGGAAAAGGACAUUAUGACAAAUUCUUUGCACGUUUAGAGCAUUUACAACGACAACACAACUUUGAGACCUAUUUACUUGGUGUUUGUUUUUCAUGCCAAUAUAUUGAUGAAAAAUUCCAAUUUAGUGAAGAAGUGCUGCGUGAAUUCAAAGAGAAGAAUAUUGAAUGUAAUCAAAUUUGGACCGUGCCAACAGAGCUGCAUGAUAAAAAAGUGGACCAAGUAUUGAAGGGAUUGUAA
Messenger RNA from Naegleria lovaniensis, 684 nucleotides. RefSeq lists its product as uncharacterized. Bases 1 to 684 code for a protein of 227 amino acids. Gene Ontology annotation, molecular function: 5-formyltetrahydrofolate cyclo-ligase activity. NCBI's taxonomy places the organism in Eukaryota, Heterolobosea, Eutetramitea, Acrasida, Naegleriidae. The record is from RefSeq and is a predicted model, not a curated record. Gene Ontology annotation, biological process: tetrahydrofolate interconversion; folic acid-containing compound biosynthetic process. Gene Ontology annotation, cellular component: mitochondrion. The transcript has a single exon.